UAGUGAUUCAACGGUAUAUUCAAAGGUAAAAACAAUCCAUCUGAUUCAUUUUGGGUGGAGAAGAGUACAUAUUGCCUGUAAAAAAAAAAUUACAGUAAAAACUCGAUUUAUGGAAUUUGGUGUGUGUGGCGCUGAUUGACAUUGCAACGCGAGUAGUCGCAAGUGUUAAAUGAACGGAAAAAAAUUGGCAUCGCAAACAUUAAUUUUCGGCUUUAUUGAAAUUCAUCAUUUUUGUACAUUUUUCGAAACAUUUUCAUUCUAAUAAUAACGCCUGAAAUUAAUAUUUGAUGAAAUUAAAUUCACGAAAUACUUUUGUUCCAUCUACGACCGACGAGCAUUCUAUCUGGAGUUGCGUGUGUUGAAGUUGAUGAAUCAUCUGCGAAAAGUGCGAAGAGGCAAACAACAAGACGAAUUUCACGGCACGUUUCAAAAAAAGUGUAUUUGAGCGCGUCGUGCGUCCGAUGUGAACCGUGCCUCAAAUCGGCUUGACUGGAAACCGUUCAAAAUGGUUAUACAAAUUUGAUCGCUUUGCAGUAUACAUUUGCACUCACUCUCACGACAGUCACCACAGCUGGUGAGAGCGCAUCGAAACACGUCUCAAAUCGAAUGUUUUUAUUUGUACACACUUUUGUGUGAAGAGUGAAAAAAAAAGUUCGUUCAUACCCAAUAAUUAGUAAGGCAAAAAGUCAAAUAGGCAAAAGUAAUUUGCUCUCGCACGUAGUCAUAAUUUGAGUGAAGUGACAAAUGUCGGAAUAGUGUUAAUUUAAUUCGUCGAUAUUUUUUUUUUGAAAUAUCGCCGUAACCCCAUCGUUCAACAUCCAAUUCCAUCGAGAAGUUUCUAAAAAUAAAGCCAUCUCCAUAGACAGUGCUCUGAAACAAGUGAAAACUGCAGAAGAAAAAACAAUAUUUUUCACAUUUAAUUUGAAAAAAUCAAAUUGGAGUGGGAGAUUAUGUCAAAAUGAAGAUGGUGCAGUUUUAGUUGGUUGAGUGUUUGUAACACUUGCCACAUAUUGUGAAAUACCAUCUUCAAACCGAGAAAAAAUCCAUAAAAUCGCAAAAUUAUUCGCAAAAAUCGCUAAAUUUGUUGUAAAUUCACCCCAAAACCAUACAAACACAACCGAAUACGAAACGAGAAUGAUCAAUUGUGCACUGUACAGUGUACACUCAAUGUAUUAUCGUUCAAUAGAUCAACAUUUCAUUCCAGUUGGAUCUAAGCUUCAAGGCCACACUGCUGCUGUCAGUCGAAUGGCUUGCUGUUCCGCCAACACUUGAUACAGCAAACACACCGUAAACACAUCGUGAAAGUAGUCGCAGUGACAAAAUUGCCGAUCGUCUAUUUCAAAUAAACACAAACUCAACGGCAGCGGCAACAACAACAACAACAAUAACAACAACACCGACGACGACAACGACAACAACGACGGCUGUAGUUUAACACAACAAACUACAAACAUCGAUUCAACCAUAACACGACAUUGUUUUGACGAACUGGCGGACACAUAAACAUGCGAUUUCUUUUUGAAUAUUUUAUGCUAAUCCUACUGGUGAUUCUGUUGGCUAUUUCCUAUGUACCAUUUGCAUCGGCUACAUAUGAAUUGCCCGAACCACAGCAACGUUUACCCUUUUGUGACGAUGAUCGAGCACAACAGACCAACCGCAAUGCUGGGUUAUUGUACGUUUCAACGUUAGACGGCAAAAUAUCGGCGUUGGAUAUUUUGGAUGAUGGCCAAAAGAAGUGGACAAUCAGCACAACGCCGGGUCCAAUGAUUUCGUCCAGCAUACAAAAUUUGGAAUUGACCAACAAUGGACAAUGGGUGAGAAUGAUACCAUCGCUCAGCGGCGCUAUUUACAAGUUUGAUGGUGAAACGGUCGAACCAAUUCCAGUCACAGCUGACAAUUUACUUAGUUCAUCGUAUAAAUAUAGCGAUGAUUUGGUGAUAUCAGGUGGUAAAGAAACGAUUUCGUACGGUGUGUCAGCACAGAGCGGGCAAAUAAUUUACGAGUGUUCGAUGCGAGGAUGUGUGAAUAGUACUGAAAUUGAUGCGGAUGCGACUGACAGCGGAAGUGAAUUGCCACCAAAUGAUACAGCAUCAUCGCCACCGCAGACCGAUGAUGAAGUGAUAGUUGUGCGUCGCAAAACGCAAAUAGUACGAGCUAUUGAGCCAAGAACGGGCGAAGAGCGAUGGAAUUUUAGCGUGGGACAACACGAACUGGAAUCGAUUCGAUCAUCCGGUGAUUGCCAUUUAUCGAAUCAAAACAGUGCUCAUGAUAUUUUAACCAAUUUGGACGUAAGAGUGGUUGUACCCGACGGUAUCAUUUGUGCGGUGCAGAAAAAUGCACCGCAUGAAAUCGUAUGGAAAUACAAAUUCGAUCAUCCUAUUGUGAAUGUGUGGAAACGUGAUGAAAAUAAUGAAUUGAAAGCGGUUGAUCUAUUCAAAGCGGUGCAAGGAAUGUGGCGAUUCGAAGGGAAAUCCUGGACACAAUCAACUGACCCGUCUAUAUUCAAUAACAAUGGUGACGAAAUGGCUAAGAUAACACCGUCCAUCUAUAUCGGAAUGUUUAGGCGUCAGUUGUACAUUCAGGAGAGUGAUCAAUUGCGUGCGGCACAGGUGAAUGUCGUUAAUCACAUGGUUGGCGAUGAUGCGACCGAAACAACGAGCUUCAAACGAAUCCCUUGGCGACCAAUCGAUGCUCGUAGUAGUUCGGGAUUGGUACAAAUUGAGCAUGAAAGUGCCGAAGACACUUCACUGGUCACCACAACCUCGAGCGAGGAAAUGAGACAAAGGAAAAAGAACUAUUCAGCAACGGCCAUUUCUGUGCUGUACGGCUCCGAAUAUGUCAAUGGGAACGGGUUUUAUUUGUAUGCCAAAGCAACCGAAUCAAAAUGUGACAAAGAAAAGGUGUCAAAUGACAGUUCAGAAGAUGUGAAUUUCGGAAUUGAUGAAACGAAUUCAUCCGAAGAUGGCGAAACAUUCCGUACACCUACUUUGAUUAGAUUCAUCUCAUUGUGGUACUGGUGGCGUGAAAUUAUCUUAAUUGUAUUAUCGGUGCUUGUUUUCAACGUUGUUUUAACGCAACGCAAACCAAGCCAACCAGAAGUUGUGGUAGUCGAACGACAUGUGGAAAUAAAGGUUCCGGCCACACCUGAACCAGUCGACAACAAUUUCCUAUUGCCGGCCAUCGAAUACCAUGAAAAACGAAGUCUGUCUGAAUCGAACUCCAGCGAAACGGAACCCGAAUUUAAAUCGCGUUUUCAAACCGAUUUUGAUUUGUUGCAGUGCUUGGGAAAAGGUGGUUUUGGUGUCGUUUUCGAGGUGAAAAAUAAAAUCGAUGAUUGCAACUAUGCGAUCAAGCGAAUAGUUCUGCCAAAGAACAAGCAAUCCCGUGAGCGUGUCAUGAGAGAAGUUAAAACAUUGGCAAAUUGUGAACAUCAUAAUAUUGUUCGGUAUUUCCAAGCGUGGGUUGAGUCUCCGCCACCGGGUUGGCAGGAGAAAGAGGAUCAAGGAUGGAUGGAUCGCUAUGCGAUGUCACAUUCAAUUGAUAUUGAUUCACCGUCAGCCGAGGAACCGUCGAAACCGUUCGGAUGGAAUGCACCGCCAAGCAAUGUUCGCAGCCAUCUGUACAAUAAAAAUAAGUUGGAUUUCGUGAUCUCAGGUCUACAAACCAAUGAAUGUGUUAAUUUCGAUGAUGAAAUUCGCAAGACAAACUUUAGCUCACUUGGCAAACCGGACAAUGAUGAUGAUGACGACGAUGAUUCGUUCAUUGUCUUUGCAGCCGAGGAUAAUGAGCAGGAAGAGCCCAGCAAAGCCACAGAAGCGACUGAAACGAGCAGCGGUUCAGACGUGAGCAGUGAUGCAAAAGACGAAAAUAGUAGUGGAUUAAAUUCAGUAUUUGAACCGUCCGGCCGGUCCAGUACUUCGGGCAAAGUGCCACGCCACCGAAAAUUGAAAACACGCAAAGAUUUGUACAAAAAUCUUGGCAUGAAGAAACGAAGCUACUCGAUGACGGACAGUGCAUGCGCUUCCAUGAAAAUGGACUGUGAGAUUGAUAUGAGUUUUGCAAAUGAUGCGUGCUGCGUGAUUUCCGAGAAAGGCGACGAUGGCGAUAAAGAAAAAGUUCCGUUUAAGCGAACACACCGAAGGCCGUUAUCAUUAGAUUUAACCAGCACCGGAUCAGUUCAAAUUCCAAUGGCAUCGAUUGCAACGCCAUUGGUAUCGUCCAUGUCAUAUCUGUACAUUCAAAUGCAAUUGUGCCGAAAGCAAAGUCUCAAAGAUUGGCUCUUCGAAAAUGGUUCUUAUGUGCGGGAAAACGAAAGCCAUGCCAUUUUCAAGCAAAUCGUUGAAGCCGUGGAAUAUGUUCAUCUCAAGGGACUCAUUCAUCGUGAUUUAAAGCCCAGCAACAUAUUCUUUUCAUUGGAUGGCCGCAUCAAAAUUGGCGAUUUUGGCCUUGUAACCGACAUGUCGGAGAAUUUGAAAUCGAUAACUCCAUGCGGUGACGAAAGCGGUUUGCCAUCGUGUGCCAAGCACACGCAACAAGUGGGCACUCACCUUUAUAUGUCACCCGAACAGCUGCACGGUCGCCAAUACAGCUACAAAGUUGAUAUCUAUUCGCUGGGCUUGAUUCUCUUUGAAUUGCUCAUGGUAUUCAGCACCGAAAUGGAACGAAUCGAAACCAUUAAAAUGUUGCGUUCGAAUCGUUUUCCAGAUGGUUUUCAGGAUAAAUUUCAGCAUGAAUAUGAACUUUUGAAGCUGAUGCUGUCGAAAAUACCGCAAGAACGUCCAACCACAUACGGCAUUCGAGCACGGCCACCAUUUUUAGAGCCAACGGAUGAAAUGUACCAUUUCGAGUUGCCGCCUCGUCGUCGUGAUAGCCAGAGCUUCGGCAGCUCGCUCAGCAGCAGUGCUUCUCUUAACAACUCGAGCUCUUCAAACAUGAAAUCAUCGAAUAAGUGAAACGAGGAAAAAAGACAAUUUUCAUUUCAACUUCAUGAAGUUCAUUACAAAUUAUCCCUAGUUAAGUGUCAUUAUUUUUUGUCUCCGUAGUUGAAACAAACAAACGAAAAAAAUGAUUGUCAAUUCCAAAUGUAUUAAAUCACAUUACAUUUCAAAGAUUCCGCAGCUGCCAAUUUUUUUUGAAUUGCAUUGUGGUUGAUGUCCAUUUGGAAAUUUGUUAAUUUUUUUUUUUUGAAGAUUCGAGUCUUGAAUUUGUUUGAAAAAAAUAAUGUGAUGAAUUUAAUUAUGAUUCCCAGUAGAUAGAUUUACUGAACAUAAAAUAUUUUUAAAAAAGAAAAUAAGGAAAAACUAAAUCGAUGAUAAGAAUAAAAUGACAAAUUGUUGGCUAA
Sitodiplosis mosellana (orange wheat blossom midge) is the source of this 5341-nucleotide messenger RNA. It is a transcript of the gene PEK, whose product is annotated as eukaryotic translation initiation factor 2-alpha kinase. Gene Ontology annotation, molecular function: protein binding; ATP binding; protein kinase activity. The record is from RefSeq and is a predicted model, not a curated record. Bases 1506 to 4952 code for a protein of 1148 amino acids. Lineage: Eukaryota; Metazoa; Arthropoda; Insecta; Diptera; Cecidomyiidae. Gene Ontology annotation, biological process: protein phosphorylation. The transcript has 6 exons.